AUGUUGGAUAGCUACAUCCACGACACUGGAAUUAACAUGGCGGCUCCGCAGGUAAUGGAACAAGGACAACAACAACCGGUCCUACACGGACAACAGCAACCGGCGCAUCCUGAAGACUGUAAGGAACACAGAGAUUCCCGGUACCACGUACAGUCUCUUUGGCGGUACCAGCAGUUUGUCCGGAAAAUUGAAGCCACUUAUCUUGCUUGUUAUUCGAACGGUGUAAUCCACAUAGCGAACAUAACAGAAGACCAUUACGGUAAAAUACCACAGACAGUUCAACUUGGACAUUUCGGUAGUAUAGCCAUUUACAGCUACCGGUCCGCUCCGCAAUCAAGGUAUUGUCGGUAGCGCCAGAGGCAUUAAGACCACCCAAACGGCCAUGGACAACGCGGAGAGCACUAGACCUAUGGAAUUACUUCAGACCCGGAACAGAAUAUUGCUGCCAACGGCUUUGGCAAUUGAUUAUCGUAGUCUUUGCUAG
Molecule: messenger RNA, 484 nt
Organism: Bursaphelenchus okinawaensis
Lineage: Eukaryota; Metazoa; Nematoda; Chromadorea; Rhabditida; Aphelenchoididae
Source: the annotation of a GenBank genome assembly